AUGGACCGCCUGAAAGCUAAACGCUCUGCUAGACGAACCCAAUCAACGAAAAUCAAUAAUGAGGCGACGACGCUGCUGAAGAGGGGCUGCAACGACCGAACGGCGUUCAGCAAGGUUAUAGACAAACUUGUCGCCAGCCGUGACGAGCUUCCGAAGAUUAAUGCCGAGCUUGAGGACGUGAUUGCCGUCGAGGAUCUUGAAAGAGAGUACGAGUCGGCAGCGCAUUAUGACGACCAGACGCUUGAGACCCUUUCACGCCUCCGGGCGCAACUCGAAGAUCUCAGCGUCGGCAGCACGGUGCUGACUCCUCCCUCGACGACGCUCAAUACGCCACCUACCCCAACGACAGCUGCGUCACAGAGCUUCGGAUCUCGUCUCCCAACGCUGACCAUCAAGCCUUUCCAUGGGGACGUGAGUCAAUGGACGUCGUUUGGGGAGCAGUUCAACGGCGUUGUCCAUGCGAAUACAGCUCUGCGCAUGACUGAUAAAUUCCACUACCUCCGCAACUACCUGGUAGCAGAAGCGGCAGCUGCCAUUGCCGGAUUACCAGCCACUGAAGCGUGUUAUGAGAGUGCCAUCGAUCUGCUAAUGCAGAGGUUCGGGGACAGGAGCCGGAUUGUACAGCAUCACUUCAGAGCGCUCCGCGAACUGCAGCCCGUGACGUCCCCAUCGAGUACGAGGGAGUUGCGCAUGCUAUACGACGGAGUCCAGCUGAAUGUCCGCUGCGUCAACGUCCUAGAAGUUCCAACUAGCAGUUUUGCGGCGAUUCUAUGGUACCUAGUGCCCAUGACAGCAGACAUAGAGAAGGCGUUCCUGCAAGUGGAGAUAACGAAAAGAGGACCGUGA
Molecule: messenger RNA, 846 nt
Organism: Dermacentor silvarum
Lineage: Eukaryota; Metazoa; Arthropoda; Arachnida; Ixodida; Ixodidae
Exons: 2
Coding region: 1-846 (281 amino acids)
Source: RefSeq, a predicted model, not a curated record